AUGCAGGUCUUGGGCAGCCACUGCAUCUGUCCCAUCGCCAACCUCGAAAAGGGGAAUACCCGGCCGUCCCUGUGGGUAGGCUUGCCUGUGAAGAUCACCAUCGCCUCCAUUGCCGUAAACCACCAGUACCAAAGGGGCAACCUCAUCACCAUCCGUCAUUGCAAACCUAUCCUCACUCAGGCUCACAGCACCUCGGCCAGCCCAGACAUGUGGCCGAAGACGCCCAGGGCAGACGCCGGCCCCCUUACUCCAGGAACCAGCCGCUGUUCCCGCAGGCUAGCACAAUAG
Messenger RNA from Colletotrichum orchidophilum, 288 nucleotides. RefSeq lists its product as uncharacterized. NCBI's taxonomy places the organism in Eukaryota, Fungi, Ascomycota, Sordariomycetes, Glomerellales, Glomerellaceae. The coding region runs from base 1 to 288 and encodes 95 amino acids. The transcript has a single exon. The record is from RefSeq and is a predicted model, not a curated record.